GAGCGGGAACGAGAAGAGAGGGAACGAGAAGAGAGAGAGGGAACGAGAAGAGAGAGGGGGAACGAGAAGAGAGAGAGAGUGAGAGAGAGAGGAGGAUGAGUGUGUACACUCUGAACCUGCGGGUGUUCUGGCCUCUGUUGACCUGUGUGUUGACAGGUCUGGUUUUCCACCAUCACAUAACCCACUGGCUAAGCCCAGAAUCAGGCCCAGAAUCAGGCCCCGAUCCUGGGUACGAGGCUGGGACAGAGCCCUGCUCUGACCAGGGCCCUCCUGUCUUUUUCUCACUCAUCAAACUACUGCUGGCCUGUGUCCUCUGCUACCUCUUCAUAAGGUACUGCUCCACCCACCCAGGGGGGCCCCAGAGGGUGCCUCUCGAGGCCGCUGACGGGGCUCUGAAAUCGGGUUGGUCUCGUCGAGAGGUCCUGGAGGACUACUACGAGCGCUGGGUGCGUCUGUCUCCUCACGUCCUGGGGCACAGCAAGGCCCACGUGGCCAAACUGGUCGGGGAGCUGGUCAGAGCCGGACGUGCCACUGGAGGUAUCCCAGAGUCCUCUCUGGCGUUCCGGGGAGACUUCCUGCAGGUGGGCAGUUCAUACGAGGAGCACAAGGUGGGCGCUCCAGACUACUAUGACAUCCUGGUACCUCUGAAGAUACCCCGAGAACUCAGACUGGAGCCACGAGUAUACAGGGGGGAGAGGAGGGGGGAGGAGAAGAAGGAUGAGAGAGGAGAGGAGAAGGGGGAGGGCAAGAGGGAUGUGAGGGGGGAGGGGAAAAAAGAGAAGGGGGACAAGAGAGCUGAGGAAAAUAACAAGAGGGUGGAGGUUAUAGAGAAUAGGAGAAAGUCAGGGAAGGGGGAGGGCAAGGAGGAUGUGAGGGAGCAGAGGGGGGAGGUUAAAGAGAAUAGGAGAAAGUCAGGGAAGGGGGAGGGCAAGGAGGAUGUGAGGGAGCAGAUGGGGGAGGUUAAAGAGAACGGGAGGAGGUCGGGGAAGGGGGAGGGCAAGGAGGAUGUGAGGGGGGAGAGGGGGGAGGUUAAAGAGAAAGGGAGGAGGUCGGGGAAGGGGAACAUGAUGAGGGUAAGAAGCAAUAAAGUGAAGGAAGUCUUGAAGGACGACAGCAAGGUGGAGGAGCAGACAGAGGUCCAAGAAGAAGGGAAGGAAGUCUUGAAGGACGAGGUGAAGGAAGAGAUGAAAGCGGAAAGCUCAGAGGACGGUGGGUGGAGCGGCGUGCCGCGGUGCAGUCUAGAGACGCCUCGCCGUGGGGACUGGCUACGAAAACACCGCAACUUCACUGACACCUUUUUACGAAUGCACCCUUCUCGGGGGUUGCCCGAAAGGUCAUCGAGCUCAUUGUCAGGGGUCACGGCAGUGUCAGGAGAAGGAGGAGGAGGAGGAGGGGGCGGAGUCUAUCGCCUGACCCCGGACUCCGUCCUCCGUUGGUUCUACCCGGCGGUCCAGCGUUGCCUAGCAACCGUGCGCUACCCUUUCGAGCAGCGCUGUACGCUGAGUCUGGCACUCGCCGACGACCGUGUGCAGCUCCGCCUCACACCGCGUUCCGACUACGUCUGCUGUCACAUCUCCAUGGCAAUACGGCUCCUCCCUGCCAUCCCCCUCGGAGACGGGAUCUACCUGGUUCCCAUGGAAACGACGGCCUCAGCGGCGAUGUCAAAUACAGACCAGCACCAGAACCAGCAGAGCGAUGAGAGGGACCUGUGGACUUGUUCUUCCCCCGCCAGGAGCAGCGUCUGCUGGGCUGGCUCCGUGGCCGCUCACCACAGCCCUCCUGCCACCUCAAGGUGCUCCAGCUGACCAAGGCCCUGCGUGACCUUGGUGGCCAGGCACUGGACAGCCACCGGGGGGCGCUCUGGAGGUCAGUCCUCUCCUCCUACACGCUGAAGACGGCCUGGCUGCGUCUGCUACUCAGCUCUCCUGCAGAGGCCUGGGAGGAUCGCCACCUGGUGGCCAGGAUGGAGGAGCUGGUCCGCAGCCUGAGGGAGAGCCUCCAGAACCGGGCUCUGGAUCACCUCUUCCUGGGGAGCGACAGCAGCUCCAUCUUACCUGACUCUGUGGCUCUACCUAAGUUGGUCAAGGAGGCGGUGGGAGCUCCAGUGGGGGGUCCAGUGGAGGGUUCAGGGGGAUGUUUGGGGGGUUCGACGGGGAACCUCUGGGCAGGUGUGGACCCAGCCUCGUUGGACCUAGUGUCUGGCCGGUUGGCGUAUGCCUGGAGCCAUCUCCACCGGCUGAUCAGGUUGGGCCGACCCCAGAGGAGUAGCUUGGGGCUGGGAAGGGCAGGCAACAUAAACUGCCAGCAUCUGCAACCUGGAGAAUAACACACUUAAAAGGAUUACAGGUGAAAACAGACAGAUACAUAGACAGAUGGGAUGGAGGAAACACCAGGCUACAGGUGAAAACAGACAGAUACACAGACAGACGGGAUGGAGGAAACACCAGGCUACAGGUGAAAACAGACAGAUACAUAGACAGACGGGAUGGAUGAAACACCAGGCUACUUGGACAUCCAAUGGUUGUACAGGAGCUACUGGUCUAGAAUAAAACGAAAGCCUAAAACCGUGAUGGGAUGUUCUCUGAGUCAUCCCUCUUAACCAGUCACGAAUGGAAAUUAUAGGGAAUGUGUGAAUUAGUAAUUUAUGAAUUAGUAAUUUAUGAAUUAGUAAUUUAUGAAUUUGUAAUUUAUGAAUUUGUAAUGAAUACAUGUGGAAUUUUUCCCUGGUACCUAAUGAAUGAGGUUUAAUUCAUAACCAGAGUGAUUGUAUGUCUGCUUCUGUCUGUGUCCCUAUUGGAACCCUAUUCCGUAUUUAGUGCACUACUUUCCCAUAGGACUCUGGUCCAAAGUAGUGCACUAGGCAAUAGGGUGCCUUUUGGGAUGCACUUCUGUGUUCUGUGCUGUAUGUAUUAUCAGGCAAUGUAACGGCAGGGUACACUCCCAGUUCAGAGACAGACAGUAUAACAGCAGGGUACACUCCCAGUUCAGAGACAGACAGUGUAACAGCAGGGUACACUCCCAGUUCAGAGACAGACAGUGUAACAGCAGGGUACACUCCCAGUUCAGAGACAGACAGUGUAACAGCAGGGUACACUCCCAGUUCAGAGACAGACAGUGUAAUAGGCAGGGUACACUCCCAGUUCAGAGACAGACAGUGUAAUAGGCAGGGUACACUCCCAGUUCAGAGACAGACAGUGUAACGGCAGGGUACACUCCCAGUUCAGAGACAGACAGUGUAACAGCAGGGUACACUCCCAGUUCAGAGACAGACAGUGUAAUAGGCAGGGUACACUCCCAGUUCAGAGACAGAGAGUGUAAUAGGCAGGGUACACUCCCAGUUCAGAGACAGACAGUGUAAUAGGCAGGGUACACUCCCAGUUCAGAGACAGACUGUGUAACAGCAGGGUACACUCCCAGUUCAGAGACAGACAGUGUAACAGCAGGGUACACUCCCAGUUCAGAGACAGACAGUGUAACAGCAGGGUACACUCCCAGUUCAGAGACAGACAGUAUAACAGCAGGGUACACUCCCAGUUCAGAGACAGACAGUGUAACAGCAGGGUACACUCCCAGUUCAGGGACAGACAGUGUAACAGCAGGGUACACUCCCAGUUCAGAGACAGACAGUGUAACAGCAGGGUACACUCCCAGUUCAGAGACAGACUGUGUAAUAGGCAGGGUACACUCCCAGUUCAGAGACAGACAGUGUAAUAGGCAGGGUACACUCCCAGUUCAGAGACAGACAGUGUAACGGCAGGGUACACUCCCAGUUCAGAGACAGACAGUGUAACAGCAGGGUACACUCCCAGUUCAGAGACAGACAGUGUAAUACGCAGGGUACACUCCCAGUUCAGAGACAGACAGUGUAAUAGGCAGGGUACACUCCCAGUUCAGAGACAGACAGUGUAAUAGGCAGGGUACACUCCCAGUUCAGAGACAGACAGUGUAAUAGGCAGGGUACACUCCCAGUUCAGGGACAGACAGUGUAAUAGGCAGGGUACACUCCCAGUUCAGAGACAGACAGUGUAAUAGGCAGGGUACACUCCCAGUUCAGAGACAGACUGUGAGACAGCAGGGUACACUCCCAGUUCAGAGACAGACAGUGUAAUAGGCAGGGUACACUCCCAGUUCAGAGACAGACUGUGAGACAGCAGGUUACACUCCCAGUUCAGAGACAGACUGUGAGAAGGCAGGGUAAAGUGACUAGGCAUCAGGAUAGAUAAUAAUAAGGUAUUUGAGGUAGAUAUGUAGAUGAAGGCAGGGUAAAGUGACUAGGCAUCAGGAUAGAUAAUAAUAAGGUAUUUGAGGUAGAUAUGUGCAUGAAGGCAGGGUAAAGUGACUAGGCAUCAGGAUAGAUAAUAAUAAGGUAUUUGAGGUAGAUAUGUACAUGAAGGCAGGGUAAAGAGACUAGGCAUCAGGAUAGAUAAUAAUAAGGUAUUUGAGGUAGAUAUGUACAUGAAGGCAGGGUAAAGUGACUAGGCAUCAGGAUAGAUAAUAAUAAGGUAUUUGAGGUAGAUAUGUACAUGAAGGCAGGGUAAAGUGACUAGGCAUCAGGAUAGAUAAUAAUCAGAGUAAAAUAGCGACAGACUCUGUGUGUGUGCUGCCAGUUUCCAUGGAGACGAGGGGGUCACUCGCUCCUGAGUCGUGUGUCGUGUCUGGUGAAUAAUGCUGUGAAAAUACACACACACACACAGACACAGACACGUCGAUCUGCCACUUCACUCAGCUCUCAUGUCUGACAAAUCUUCCACUUGAGUCUGUCAGUCAGUAUAUUUUAGUGUGUGUGUGUGUGUGUGUGUGUUUGUGUGUGUGUGUGUAUUUUCACAGCAUUAUUCAUUAUAGUGUUAUAGUGUUAUGACUCUAUUAUUGUCAGGUAGGGACCUGUUAGUUAUUCGCUGCUGUCUGUAGUCUGUCCUCAGGACCGGUCUGGACUUGUGUCAGGGAAUUUUACCAGCCUUCUACAGUCACAGCCACAGUCACCACAGUACGUGUGUGUGUUCGCUCCUUAAUGGCAGCCCAUUCCUUACAUAGGUCUGAUGAAUUAGCCUGGAUGAUGGGCCCCACGGCGCAGGGAGAACUGUAACCAGACUGGACAUAGGUCUGAUGAAUUAGCCUGGAUGAUGGGCCCCACGGCGCAGGGAGAACUGUUACCAGACUGGGCAUAGGUCUGAUGAAUUAGCGUGGAUGAUGGGUCCCACGGCGCAGGGAGAACUGUUACCAGACUGAGCAUAGGUCUGAUGAAUUAGCGUGGAUGAUGGGCCCCACGGCGCAGGCAGAACUGUUACCAGACUGGGCACCAUACUUUGUCCACAUACUUUUGACCGUGUGAAAUGCAGUACACUAUAUAGUGAAUGGGGGGCCAUGUGGGAUGUAUUUCCCUGGUUAAAUGCAGUACACUAUAUAGUGAAUGGGGGGCCAUGUGGGAUGUAUUUCCCUGGUUAAAUGCAGUACACUAUAUAGUGAAUGGGGGGUCAUUUGUGACUCUCCCUGUGUACCGAACGUUUAGUCACGGGACUGGUGGCACCACGACGCUUCGACGCUUGAGAGGCUUAAAAAAGCAGAACGGAAUCUAAAAUACGGAACUUUACACAAGUCUUCCAGUCAAACUAAAACACCAAAGAAAGGAACAUAAUAAAACAGUCUCAGAAAUGUGUUUUAAAGGGGCUGUUCACGCUAAAAACAGGUUAUUUACAUGUCUCAGAAAUGUGUUUUAAAGGGGCUGUUCACGCUAAAAACAGGUUAUUUACAUGUCUCAGAAAUGUGUUUUAAAGGGGCCGUUCACGCUAAAAACAGGUUAUUUACAUGUCUCAGAAAUGUGUUUUAAAGGGGCCGUUCACGCUAAAAACAGGUUAUUUACAUGUCUCAGAAAUGUGUUUUAAAGGGGCUGUUCACGCUAAAAACAGGUUAUUUACAUGUCUCAGAAAUGUGUUUUAAAGGGGCUGUUCACGCUAAAAACAGGUUAUUUACAUGUCUCAGAAAUGUGUUUUAAAGGGGCUGUUCACGCUAAAAACAGGUUAUUUACAUGUCUCAGAAAUGUGUUUUAAAGGGGCUGUUCACGCUAAAACAGGUUAUUUACAUGUCUCAGAAAUGUGUUUUAAAGGGGCUGUUCACUCUAAAAACAGGUUAUUUACAUGUCUCAGAAUGUGUUUAAAGGGGCUGUUCACGCUAAAAACAGGUUAUUUACAUGUCUCAGAAAUGUGUUUUAAAGGGGCCGUUCACGCUAAAAACAGGUUAUUUACAUGUCUCAGAAAUGUGUUUUAAAGGGGCUGUUCACGCUAAAAACAGGUUAUUUACAUGUCUCAGAAAUGUGUUUUAAAGGGGCUGUUCACGCUAAAAACAGGUUAUUUACAUGUCUCAGAAAUGUGUUUUAAAGGGGCUGUUCACGCUAAAAACAGGUUAUUUACAUGUCUCAGAAAUGUGUUUUAAAGGGGCCGUUCACGCUAAAAACAGGUUAUUUAUAUGUCUCAGAAAUUUAUUUAAAGGGACUAUUUCUCAGAUGUUUUAAUGUCUCAGAAAAUGUGAUGUCCGAUGUCAAGUAGAGUCAAAGAUGUUUAAUAUAGAUUCUAUAUAAGGAGAAUAUGUAUUAGGAGAAAUCAAAGCCGAAAUGGAGAAACAUUGGUACAGUGAACUAUCCCUUUAAGAUAUGAAUGUAUGUGUAUAUGAAACUAUCCCUUUAAGAUGUAUGUGUAUAUGAAACUAUCGUUUCUUUAAAGGUACAGUAGCUAUAUUUAUGUUGUAAACUAUGUUGUACUUAAUGUACAUAGAAAUUUCUGUUUUAUAUAAGAGGCAAUCUGUAUUUAUUUUUAAUGUAAUUUUAAGGCUUCAUGUAUUUAUACUGAAAUAAACUCCUUAUAUUUUA
Molecule: messenger RNA, 6859 nt
Organism: Oncorhynchus kisutch (coho salmon)
Lineage: Eukaryota; Metazoa; Chordata; Actinopteri; Salmoniformes; Salmonidae
Exons: 5
Coding region: 96-1805 (569 amino acids)
Source: RefSeq, a predicted model, not a curated record